AUGGAUCUCGCAAAGACGCUCAUACGCAGCGUGGUACGGGCUUUCUAUGAUACGCCCUUCGUUUUGGUCAUCGAUGCGUUGAUGGUCCACUCGGCAUUGCCCAAUGAGGACCUUGCAUACCUGUUGCAGAUCCCGAGCAAAGAGCUGCGAAAGCUAUGCGGAAAGUUAAAGGAGGACCGUCUGCUAUCAGUUCACUCGCGCCUGGAAACUCGCGAGGGUCAGCAACGACCGAUAAACAAAGACUACUACUAUGUCGACUUUCAUGCAACCAUCGAUGCCAUCAAGUAUCGCAUUUUCCAACUGACUCAAAAAGUUGAAAGCAUGUACAAGCCGAGCGAGGAGAAAAAGGAUUUUCACUGUCCGAGAUGUAAAGCUCAGUGGACAGAACUUGAAGUGCUGGAUAUACCAGUCCCAGAGGGGUUUGAGUGUCAUCGUUGCGGCGGUCUUCUCGAGAGAAAAGAGCAACUCGAUGCUGGCGACUCGACGGGACACGCGAAGCAGAGCAGGCUCAUGGAUCAGCUUUUUGGUCUGCUCAAAAUGCUGCAACAAGUUGAUUCCGAGGACAUUCCGAGUAACGACUUCGAUACUGCUUUCUCGCACGCCGUUCUUGUGGAGAGAAAUAUAGUUGUGAACCCAGGACAGCAAAGAGUGACUUUCAACGCUCCAGAGCCUCCUCCAGCUGCGGUGAAAGGCAUGAUGCCCCAGCUCGUUGCCGCGCAAUUAGAUGUCUCUGUGACUACAGGCUCCGAAAGAACAACCGCGGAACAAGCUGCAGAAGCUCAGCGAAAAGCAAAUAUUGCAGCGCAGAACAUCUUACCGGUCUGGCAUACGACUUCUACUGUCACUGGAGAGACCACCGUGGCUGGGAAGAAAGAUGGUGAACAGCAGGUAAAUGGCCGUGCUUUGCUGAAAGAGGAAGAAGACGAAAAGAAAAUUAGCACCGAGGAUGAGCAAAUGGCGGCAUACUAUGCGGAGAUGAGGCGAGAAGAGGACAUAGAACAAGAAAGGAAGAGAGUAGCACGAGAGCAAGAAGCAGCAUCGGAAGACGAGGAUGAAGGCGACUUUGAAGAUGUCUUGUCAGCAUCGCGAAACGGCACGCCUUCAAGUUCCAUGUCCGAAAAUUGGAAAGGGCCGCCAGUUUCUCAGACCAAUGGAAGCGUCAAGCGGAAAGGGAGCGAAUCUGGAAGCAGCGCACCUGCAACCAAUACUUCUACUCCUAUAGGCUCUGGCCAAGCAAUCGAGGAAGGAGAUGGUCCGGUACUUAAGAAGGUUAAGUUCGAGGAUCGAAAGAAUGGGGCAAGCGCGGUCAAAUCUGAGGCAGAAGAGCAGGUGGACAACGAUUCCGACGAAGAUGAGGAAGCGAAUUUUGAAGAUGCACUAUGA
Letharia columbiana is the source of this 1383-nucleotide messenger RNA. RefSeq lists its product as uncharacterized. The record is from RefSeq and is a predicted model, not a curated record. Gene Ontology annotation, biological process: transcription open complex formation at RNA polymerase II promoter; transcription initiation at RNA polymerase II promoter. NCBI's taxonomy places the organism in Eukaryota, Fungi, Ascomycota, Lecanoromycetes, Lecanorales, Parmeliaceae. The coding region runs from base 1 to 1383 and encodes 460 amino acids. The transcript is spliced from 3 exons. Gene Ontology annotation, cellular component: transcription factor TFIIE complex.